Messenger RNA from Arabidopsis lyrata subsp. lyrata, 980 nucleotides. RefSeq lists its product as uncharacterized. Lineage: Eukaryota; Viridiplantae; Streptophyta; Magnoliopsida; Brassicales; Brassicaceae. The record is from RefSeq and is a predicted model, not a curated record. The coding region runs from base 50 to 751 and encodes 233 amino acids. The transcript is spliced from 3 exons.
GCAAACAAUGAGAAGAUAAUUUUUUCUCGCUAAGGGUUCCGAUCUAAUCAUGGCGGACUCUGUUUUGAUGGAGGUUAACUGUCGCCGGCCUCAAAAGAUUCCGAAGUUGGACAAAGAUUGCCAAGGAUCCAAAUCGUCCUCCAAACAGCGCGUGGUCAAGUGGGGAAAAGGGGAAGAUGACGAAUACUUACGACAGUAUUUGUUGUUUCACUAUCAAUUUGAGAAAACUCAGGGUUUCUCGAUAAAAUGGGAGCAAUUUGAUUACCUAUUCCGUAGUAGACCAAUGGAUAAUUCGACAGACCAAAUCAGCGAGACACAAAGCAAUGCUGAAUUGAUCCGUGAGAUGACACUCACUGCUAUCGAGAAACACAACGAAGCUCAUGGAACAAAACUUGUGUUUGUGGAGCAUGUUGAAGCAAAUUACCAAUUUACCAGCGGUCUUACCUGCUGGUUAACAUUCUGGGCUACAGAUAUGGCCUCGUCCCCUCCAGAGUCUAAAAUCUAUCAAGCAAAUGUGUGGCGUCGCGGAACACGGUUUCAUACUUUUAUAUUCAGGGUCAAGCCCACGGACGAAGAGAUUGAAUCUGUUGAAGUGCAACCUCCGUCUCCCAUGCGUUAUGAAUUUGAUAAACCACCGAUUGUCUUUUCUCGACCUGGUCCUGAAGAUGAAGCAUUGCCUGGAGUCCCCUUUGUCUUCAAUCGAACUGGAGCUGGUCUUGAUCCCGAUAGGUUCACUCCGAGCUGGUCUUGAUCCCAAUAGGAAAAUGUAUGCCAAUGCCUUUUGGCAUUGACUAGUAGUAUUUCUUAUGUAAGUCGUCGGUAUUUAAACUUUGUCCUUGUUUAAUAGUCGAGUCUCAGACAUAUUUUUAUGUUUGUUGAUUGUUGUCAACUGUUCCAAACCAUCUAAAUCUUUCUCGCUUCUUGUCCCCAACUCUAGUGCUCAGAAAAGUUCUUCCAUUUAGUGACAAUCCUGCUUAUCU